AUGUCACCAAGCAGAGACCCUCCACACUCGCCUUCUGAUGAAGAGUACGAUGAGGCGUCUAGUCGGACGACAAUCUCGUCGAAUGGUGCAAGGGAGAAGACCUUGAAAGAGUUUAUCCCUCCACGGUUGGACCUGGAGUUGAAAGAGUUGUUUGCGGAGAAUGCGGCUGCGAAGAUUUGGAGAGUGGCAGAACAGUUGUUGAAGGACCAGAACGGUAUUUUGGAUCAAUAUCCAGAAACAGUACCUCAAACUGGCGAAAAAGCUGGAAAGUACGCAACUCGCGAUGCCGAAUUCUGGACCUGUGGAUUCUUUCCCGGUAGCUUGUACGCUCUCUUGGAACGCUCCAUGAAAUAUCCCCAGCAUCUCCACAUCCCAGACACGCAUCGGUCAGAAUUUCAAAGCCAGGUCCUGCAACUGGGACGGACUUGGGCGGAGCCGCUGUACGCCAUGGCGAGUCGAACGGAUACUCACGAUAUGGGAUUCAUCAUCCAGCCGGCCUUGCAAAUGGACUGGGAAUUGACCGGUAACAAAAGGAGUUUGCAGGCAGUUCUCACUGCUGCGGAGAGUUUAGCGUCGAGGUAUGAUGAGAAGGUUAAGGCGAUUCGGAGUUGGGAUGAGGCGAUUAACAAGAGGUAUAAUUAUGUUGAUAAGGAUGUGGAUUUCUUGGUCAUCAUUGAUAGCAUGUGCAAUCUCGAUUUGUUGUAUUAUGCUGGGCACCACACUUCGAACAAGAAGCUGAUUGAUAUCGCGACGACGCACGCGCAUACAGUGCUGAAGACUGUGGUCCGAGAGAAUUUCUCGACGUACCACCUUGUUAAUUUCGAUGCUCAGACUGGUGCUGUGAAGAAUAAGUUGACGAAUCAAGGAUACAGAGACUUGUCGACAUGGAGCAGAGGCCAAACAUGGGGUAUCCUCGGAUACAGCCAGACGUACAUGUGGACUCGAGACCCAAUCUUCCUGCACGCCGCAAUCGAACUGGCGAACUACUUCCUCGCACAACUGGACUCUUCGACCUACGAUCACCCAUAUGUACCACUGUGGGACUUCGACGCUCCUGUCCCUCUUAACGCCGGCGAGCUCCCGUUAAGAGAUACAUCAGCUGGUAUGAUUGCGGCAAAUGGCUUGCUGCUUCUGCACCGGGCUCUUCGAGGACAGGGAGAGGGCGCAAGGUACUUGGCUGCAUCGGUGAGGAUCGCGAGCGAGACGAUCGACCUUUCGCUGUCUGAGGACAAAGCUUCGUUUGCACCGGUUUCCGAGGGGAAGAGUGGUCUAUCAGUGCCGCAAGGAUCAUUCGAUGCGAUUCUGAGGAAUGCAACGGCGUGUCGAAAUGCGGAUUCAUUGAGGCCGUAUUGGGAUCAUGGUUUGGUGUAUGCUGACUAUUACUUUUUGGAGUUCGGGAACAAGUUGAUUCGGAUGGGGUUGGUGUAA
This is a messenger RNA of Cadophora gregata, 1428 nucleotides long. RefSeq lists its product as uncharacterized. Bases 1 to 1428 code for a protein of 475 amino acids. The record is from RefSeq and is a predicted model, not a curated record. The transcript is spliced from 4 exons. Lineage: Eukaryota; Fungi; Ascomycota; Leotiomycetes; Helotiales; Ploettnerulaceae. Gene Ontology annotation, biological process: polysaccharide catabolic process. Gene Ontology annotation, molecular function: chondroitin hydrolase activity.